This is a messenger RNA of Cynoglossus semilaevis (tongue sole), 2539 nucleotides long. RefSeq names its product heterogeneous nuclear ribonucleoprotein M (gene hnrnpm). Gene Ontology annotation, cellular component: nucleus; ribonucleoprotein complex; cytoplasm. NCBI's taxonomy places the organism in Eukaryota, Metazoa, Chordata, Actinopteri, Pleuronectiformes, Cynoglossidae. Gene Ontology annotation, molecular function: mRNA binding. Bases 183 to 2255 code for a protein of 690 amino acids. The record is from RefSeq and is a predicted model, not a curated record. The transcript is spliced from 16 exons.
UUUUCAUCCGCUUACACUCUUUUUCCGGCGCCAUUUUCACUAACUGUUGUCGCAGGAGAGGAUCUUGCAGUUUCAUACCCAGCGGUGCUUUCUUUCAGUAUCAGUGUCAUAUCAACGUUUAAAACAAACCCUCUUGCUUUAGUGCGAUUUUAUACGUAGGACAUAUCAAAUUGCUAAAGAAAAUGUCAAACGAACAGGCCGAGAACGCACCUGAAACUGCACUGCAGCCGCCGCAGCAAGCACCAGCACAGCAGCAACCACCAGCACAGCAACAGCAGCCGGGUGAAGUCAAUGGGAAGGCUAAGCAUGAACCCAACCUAAGCAGGAAGGAGAGACCCCAGAAGAGAGGUGGAGGUGGACGUUAUGAACCCUACGGAAACGUGAACAAAAGAUUCAGUGUGUUCGUCAGCAACAUCCCAUACGAUGUGAAAUGGCAAGCCCUGAAAGACCUGAUGAAAGAGAAAGUGGGUGAGGUAACGUACGUGGAACACUUAAUGGACGCAGAAGGAAAAUCAAGGGGUUGUGCUGUUGUUGAGUUCAGGACUGAAGAGUUGAUGAAGAAAGCAGUUGAGAAAGUGAACAAGCACAAUCUCAAUGGACGCCCCCUUAAAGUAAAAGAGGAUCCUGAUGGCAUCAUUGCCCAGAGAGAAAUCAACAGAGCUCAAGGUGGAGGUCCCCCAGGAGGCCAUGGUGGAAUGGGCGGUAUGGGAGGAAUGGGCGGAAUGGACCGCAUGAACAUGGAUCGAAUGGGCCCUGGACCAAAUGGGCCCAUGGUCAAUGUUCCUCCCAGCAUGAUGAACAACCCCAACAUCCCCUCUGAGAUUCUUCAGGGUCUCCAGGCUGGCAGGAUUGGAAACACAGUGUUUGUUGCCAAUCUUGACUACAAAGUGGGCUGGAAGAAGCUAAAGGAGGUGUUCGGCAUGGCCGGUACAGUGGUGAGGACUGACAUUCUGGAAGACAAGGAAGGAAAAAGCAGAGGAAUGGGCACAGUGACCUUUGACAUUCCCAUUGAAGCUGUUCAAGCUGUCUCUAUGUUCAACGGGCAGAUGUUGUUCAACAGGGUCAUGCACGUCAAACUGGAUGAAAAGUCCAUGCCUAAAGAUUUUGGACCACCUGAGAGAGGCUCUUCCCUUCCACGUGGACUUAGUGGUAUUGGCAUGGGUCUUGGACCUGGCGGUCAGCCUCUUGAUGCUGGCCAGCUGAACAGAGGUGGUGGAGGAAUGGGCAACAUGGGUCCUGGAGGAAUGGAUGGAAUGGGCUUUGGCAACAUGGGAGGUCGUAUGGGAGGAGGAGGAGGUGGAGGAGGAGGGGCAGGAAUGGACAACUUUGGAGGAAUGAACAACAUGGAUCGUUUUGGUUCAUCAGGCAUGGGCAGAACGAAUGAGAUGGAUCGUGGAAUUGGUGGUGCUUUUGACAGGGAGUUUGGGCGAAAUGAAAUGGGAAUGUCUCGCAAUAAUUUUGGAGACUCCUUUGAAAGAGGAAUGGGAAACUCUAUGGGUAUGGACCGGAUGAACUCUGGAAUGGACCGUCUGGGUAGCAACAUGGAUCGCAUGCAGGGAAUGGACCGUCUUGGCAUGGACAGGAUGGACCGUGGUUCUGACCUGGACAGGCUGGGUUCUGGCUUCGACCGAAUGGGCUCAGGGAUGGACCGCCUGGGGCCCAGUAUGGACAGAGGGGACCGAAUGGGCUCUGGCAUGGAUCGCCUUGGCCAAGGAGGGUUUGAUCGCAUAGGAUCAUCUAGUCUGGAACGCAUUGGAUCUGGCAUGGACUUUGGCUCCCCCAUUAACAUGGAUCGCAUGAGCAACACAAGCCUUGACAGGAUGGGCAGUAACUUCGACCGCAUGGGCUCCACUGGAGGUAUGGAGCGCUUCCCUUCGGGUGGCAUUGACCGUAUGAAUUCCGGCAUGGACCGCAUGGGAACUGGAGGUGUCGGUGGCCAGUUUGAUCGCUCCGGUGACAUGGAUCGUGGAUUCGGUGGCAACUCCUUUGGAGGAUCUGGUGGCAAUGCCAGAAAGGGAUGUCAAAUCUUUGUCAGAAAUCUGCCAUUUGAUUUCACCUGGAAGAUGCUGAAGGAUACCUUCAAUACAUGUGGUAUGGUCCAGUAUGCUGACAUAAAAAUGGAGAACGGCAAGUCCAAGGGCUGUGGCGUGGUCCGUUUCGACAACCCUGAAACUGCUGAACGCGCCUGCCGGACCAUGAAUGGUUACCGCUUGAAUGGAAGGGAGAUCGAUGUUAGAAUUGACAGAAAUGCAUAAGAUAUUGAUCAUGAUUAACAUCUGAAAAUUACUUUAGCCCCUCUAGUCCCCACCUGCUCAUGAAUUAACACACUUGCUUUGUUUAGAUGUAAGUGUAAUUGUUAUUUUAGUUUGUACUUUGUAGCAACAAUUGUUUUAGUUGCUAAAAUGUUCCUAGUUUUCUUUUUAGAGACCAAAUUUUUAAUUUUUUUGGAAAAGGUUCAUCUUUCACUGCCUUUGUUGUACAAGGUGUUUUGAUAAAUAAAUUCCAGAGUUUUGAAAAAAAAAAAAGACUUGUUUUGUUG